AUGGCCCGUAAGUCAGCAUGCUGUAGACUCAGCACCCUGGAGGUCCUGCUGAUCGUCCUGUUCCUGCUGAUGACGGCGAUCUCAGUGGGACUCGUUACGGUCUUCGUCCUCCACUUUAAUUCUCAAACCCACGAGACCCCCGAUGAACCCAUCCCCUCCGUCAAACCUGAGCGUAACCCCUACCUGAUCGGAGUGGGUCGAGCCGACUGCACUGGACCGGUGGCGGACGUACCCCUGAUGGGCUAUGCCAACCCGAGUCAGAUCGCAGGCGGCAUCCACACCCGUCUCUUUAGCAGGGCCUUCAUCGUGGACGACGGCAGCAAGAGGGUGGUGUUCGUGAGCGCCGAUAUAGGGAUGGUCUCACAGCGACUCCGACUGGAGGUGCUCAAGGAACUCCAGGUGAAGUAUGGGGAUCUCUACCGUGAAGAUAACGUGAUGCUGAGCGGCACCCACACGCACUCCGGUCCAGGAGGCUACUUCCAGUACACGCUCUUCAUGAUCGCCAGUCAGGGCUACUACAAACCGUCCAUCCAAGCCAUCGUGAACGGAAUCGUGAAGAGCGUCGACGCGGCUCACAGGAACAUCAAACCGGGAAGAAUCUUCGUCAACAAGGGCGUGGUCGCCGACAGCAACCUGAACCGGAGUCCGCACUCGUACAUGAACAACCCCGAGGAGGAGAGAAACAGGUACAAAACCACCACGGACGAGCAGAUCGUGACCCUGAAGUUCACCGAUCUGGACGGGGACGGACUCGGGGUCCUGAGCUGGUUUGCGGUUCAUCCGGUCAGUAUGAAUUAUACCAACCGCAUGGUGAGCUCGGACAACCUUGGCCACGCCUCGUACCUGUUCGAGCAGGACAAGAACCUGGGCUCCCUGCCCGGACAGGGGCCGUUUGUAGCCGCGUUCGCCACCGGGAACAGUGGAGACGCCUCGCCCAACGUUCGUGGCCCUCACUGUGUGAACACGGGGGAGAAGUGUGACUUCGUCAACAGCUCCUGUCCUGUUGGUGGGAGCAGGCUGUGUAUGGCGUUCGGACCGGGUAAUGACAUGUUCGAGAGUACCAGGAUUAUUGCCGAGAACGUCUACAAGGAAGCGAAGGAGCUUUAUGGAGGUGCUCAGCAGGAGCUACGUGGAAGCGUCCACGCUGCCCAUCAGUGGGUCAACAUGACCGACGUUACUGUCCAGCUUAACUCCACCCACACUGUGAAGACGUGUAGACCGGCGCUGGGCCACAGCUUCGCCGCAGGAACCAUCGACGGAGGAGGAGACCUGAACUUCACCCAGGGCACGACCGAGGGCGACCCCUUCUGGGAUGGAAUUAGGGACCUCAUCCUGGGCCCUCCCUCCAAAGAGAUCCAAGAGUGCCACAACCCCAAACCCAUCCUCUUCAGCACAGGAGAGAUGAACUGGCCUCUUCCGUGGCACCCCGAAAUAGUGGACGUUCAGAUCAUCACUAUCGGCUCGGUCGCCCUGGUGGCCAUGCCGGGCGAGGUCACCACCAUGGCGGGAAGGAGAAUCAGAGAGGCUGUCAGACAGGAGCUGGAGGUGGACGGUGCGUUCUCCAGCCCUGACGUCGUCAUCACGGGUCUGUGCAACACCUACACCCACUACACCACCACGUAUGAGGAGUACCAGGUUCAGCGGUACGAGGGCGCGUCCACAAUCUACGGUCCUCACACUCUCUCAGCCUACGUUCAGAACUUCAGAGGCCUCGCCAAAGCCAUCGCACAGGGCAAGACCGCGGAGUUACCGAAAGGUCCCGAGCCCCCCUUUUUCACAGGAAGUGGACUCAUCUCUUUGAUCCCGCCCAUUCCUGUGGACAAAGCGCCCGAAAACGCCACCUUCGGCCAGGUCCUGGAGCAGGUCAAUCCCGUUUAUAAAGUGGGUGAGGUGGCGUCCGUGACUUUCGUCGCAGGAAACCCCAGAAACUCGGGCGACAUGAGAGACAGAACUUACAUCACGGUCGAGAAGUUCCACACCAGCACCGGGGCGUGGAGCGUCGUUCAUACAGAUGCAUCAUGGGAAACAAGAUUUUACUGGAUUAAAGGAUCGGAUAAACAGAGCAACGCGACGGUAGAGUGGCACAUCCCGCGCUCGGCAGAGGCCGGCGUCUACAGGAUCCGACACUUCGGACACUACAAGAAGGGAUUCAUCGUCCCGGUCACGGCGUACGAGGGAAGUUCAGACGAGUUCAGGGUCACCAAGUCGUUCUAUUACUGAAUGAUCGGGGGCGUCUGAGAGAGACAACCAUCAGAAAGGAGAGAUGACCGCUUUGAUUGUGUUGAUGUGUGUAAUGGAUUUAUAUUGAUUUUCACU
This is a messenger RNA of Trichomycterus rosablanca, 2316 nucleotides long. It is a transcript of the gene asah2, whose product is annotated as N-acylsphingosine amidohydrolase 2. The record is from RefSeq and is a predicted model, not a curated record. Gene Ontology annotation, biological process: sphingosine biosynthetic process; ceramide catabolic process; long-chain fatty acid biosynthetic process. The coding region runs from base 1 to 2220 and encodes 739 amino acids. Gene Ontology annotation, cellular component: extracellular region. NCBI's taxonomy places the organism in Eukaryota, Metazoa, Chordata, Actinopteri, Siluriformes, Trichomycteridae. The transcript is spliced from 20 exons. Gene Ontology annotation, molecular function: N-acylsphingosine amidohydrolase activity.